AUGAGCCACAAGAGAAAACGAUUUCAACAAUUGGUUGAAGAUGAUCUCAUCGAAGGAAAACCAAUCUAUAGUAGCGGAGAUGAAGAACCAUCGGAAGAGGAUGAAAUGGAUUUUUUCAAUGACAUUCCACAAGAAUACGACAGUGAUAGAGAAUAUAAAAGCAAGAAUGCAUCCUCUUCAUCGUCGAGGCUUUUAAACACUACUUCUAAUGUUGAUGACGAUGUUGAUUUUGAUAUGGCUGAUUCCAUGAAAACCACAACAAGUAAAUUUGAUUUUAAAGGCUCCGAUAUAGGAAAACUCGUUCGUAAGAAAGCACACGAAAAUCCCAAGAUUCACAAACUCAUUCAAUCAGCCUCAAUGUUCAAUGAUGAAGGUGAUGAUGAAGAAAAUGGUGCAGCACGACAAUCUAGUGAUGAUGAUGAUCAUGAUGGUGAGGAUGAUGACGAAAUUUCCGAUUAUCGAAAAGACAAUGAAAUUUUACUGAGAGCCAUGAGAAAUGAUUCCGAUGAUGAAGAUGAAUUGGAGAAUGAUGGUAAAGAGAAUGGAGAGAAAAUUUCUGCAUUUGAUUUGCCACCUGAAGUAUUUGGAGAGGGCAAUGAUGAUGAUGAUGAGGACGAUAAUCUUGGAGAUGACGAAGAGGAUGAAGAGGACGAUGACAAUGAUGAAGACAAUGAAAAUUACGAUGACAAUGAUGAAGACGACGACAUGGAAGAAGAGCCACACGAUGAACAAGAUGAAGAGGAAGAAAAGAACAGACAAGAUAUUAUCAAAACUUUGGGUAAGGCAAAAACUGCCAAGGACCAUUCAUCAUCCUCAGAAAAUACUUCAAAAACUGAAAUGAAUGAUGAAAAGGACGAAGAAAAGUACGACAAGUCCUUCUUUUCAGAAAUUCCAGCAGAUAUUGAAGCUUCUAAAUCGUUCAAUGAUAUGAAUUUGUCGAGACCAAUUUUGAAGGCCAUCUAUGAAAUGAAUUAUGAACAUCCAACACCCAUUCAAUCUCGAUGUAUUCCUCUCUUAUUGAAAGGAAGAGAUGUUUGUGCCAGUGCUGUGACAGGUUCUGGUAAAACAGCUGCCUUUAUUUUACCGACACUGGAAAGAUUAUUGUACAGAGAUCGAUCGAGAAAAGAAACGCUCGUACUUGCUUUAUUACCAACGAGAGAAUUGGCUGCUCAAUGUUAUGAAGUUUGCAGCAAGUUUGCACAAUAUACGGACAUUAGAUGUUGUAUCAUUACAGGAGGUAACUUGAAAAUCAACAAACAAAUUCAAGUGUUGCAAACCAAGCCAGAAAUUAUCAUUGCAACACCUGGUCGAGUGGUAGACCACUUACUGAACACACCAAAUUUUGGACUCGAUGAAGUCGAAGUUUUAAUUUUGGAUGAAGCGGAUCGAUUGUUGGAGUUGGGAUUCGAACCACAAAUUAAGACCAUUUUGGAUCAUUUACCAACAGCAAGACAAACCAUGCUCUUUUCUGCCACCAUGACCGAUGAUGUGGAACAAUUAGUGAAACUCUCAUUGAAAAAUCCAAUUCGUGUCGCAUGCGAUCCUAGAACAGGCGUUGCUGGUGAAUUAACACAAGAAUUUAUCAAAAUUCCAGAUGAUCAAGACAUGAUGACCAAACAAGCUAUUUUACUCUCACUUUGCACCAAAUCGUUCACAAGUGAGGUCAUUGUUUUCUGUAAUACCAAAUCCAUGGUUCGAAAAUUGAAAAUGCUUCUCUUCUUGAAGGGGUUGAAAGUUUCCGAAUUGAGUUCCUCACUCACUCAGGCCGUUCGUUUGAAAGAAUUGUACAAAUUUGCGAGUCAUGAGACUGACUUUUUGGUGUGUACAGAUGUUGCUUCGAGAGGUUUGGAUAUUAAGGGUGUGAAAACAGUCAUUAAUUUUGAUAUGCCUCUCAACUUAAAGACCUACAUUCACAGAGUGGGACGUACGGCUCGUGCCGGUGCUUCAGGUACUGCUGUUUCAAUGUGCAGUGAGAAUAGUCUUGCAAUUUUGAGAAAGAUUGUUCGACAUGCAAAGAAAAAAGGUCAAACUGUCCAACAACGUGUCAUUCCUCCAGAAUCGAUCGAAUUUUGGUCACAAAAGAUUGAAGAAAUGAAACCUCAACUCAAAGAAUUGGAACAACAAUUGAGACUCGAAGACGAAAUGCAGCAAGCUGAAAUGUUAACCACAAAGAAUGAAAAUAUCGAAGAGUUUAAAGAAGAUAUUAUGAGCAGACCACGAAAAGAAUGGAUCAUGUCCAAGUCACAACACAAAGAACUCAAUGAGAGAGCAAAGGCCCAAAUGAUUGAGGAAGACGAAGACACUAAACCUUCACACAAGAAACGAAAACUCGAUCCUGAAGAAUACUCCGACGAAGAAAACAUGUUGAAGAAACCAGUGCGUGUUGACUAUAAGGACUUUUUAGAAAAGAAGCCAGUGGACAAGAAAACAAAACAACGCCAAGCAUUCAAACGAGAAAUGAAAGAAGCAGGUAUCAAGAAUUGGGACAAGUUUGUCAGGCGUCACGUCAAGCAAGAUAAACUCAUUAACCGAAUGAAACGAAAUAAUAUCGAGUCAGAUCUCGUGAAGAAGCACAACAAGGAAAAGGCCCUUCAACAAAAGGAAAAGAAAAAGGCAAAGAAAGAAUUCAAGGAAAAGAAAAAGGCACUUGCCAUGAAAAUGAGCUCUCAACAACGAGUGGAUAAAAAGACAGCCAAUCGAUCCUCUACGGAAAAGAAGAAAACAACCAAGAAGCCAUCUCAUGGAGGUUUUAAGAGUAGUAAGAAGUAUAAGAGAAGAUAA
Molecule: messenger RNA, 2781 nt
Organism: Naegleria fowleri
Lineage: Eukaryota; Heterolobosea; Eutetramitea; Acrasida; Naegleriidae
Exons: 1
Coding region: 1-2781 (926 amino acids)
Molecular function (GO): nucleic acid binding; RNA helicase activity; ATP binding
Source: RefSeq, a predicted model, not a curated record